Molecule: messenger RNA, 1071 nt
Organism: Mercurialis annua (annual mercury)
Lineage: Eukaryota; Viridiplantae; Streptophyta; Magnoliopsida; Malpighiales; Euphorbiaceae
Exons: 6
Coding region: 28-993 (321 amino acids)
Molecular function (GO): protein binding
Source: RefSeq, a predicted model, not a curated record
AUAAAGAAAAAUUUCUAUAAACAGAAGAUGAUACGAAGCAUACAAGCCAUGGAAAAUGAAUCUAAAGCCAGGUCAAAUGCAGAAGUAAGCUGGAAACUAAGAAGCCUUCCGCCUACAGACUACAUCUUUAAGAUCGAAAACUUCUCUCUUCUUUCCGAUUCUUUAGCCGAGUGCUUCCGGUCUGCUGAUUUUGGAGUUGGCGGCUAUAAAUGGAAGUUAUCAGUGUCUCCGGGAGGAAACAAGGAAAAAAAAGGGCAUGGAUACGUAUCUUUAUAUCUAGUUCUGUCCGAGUCCAAUAAAUUCACUUUCAAUCAAGAGGUUAACGUAAAUUUCAAGCUGUUUGUUUAUGAUCAUAUUCGCGACAAUUACUGGACUGUUCAAGAUACUGAUGAGAAAGUAAGGCGAUUUCAAGGAAUUAAAAGAGAAUGGGGAUUUGAUAAACUUGUUUCCGUCUCUGAUUUCGAAGAUGAAUCGAACGGAUACUUAAAGGAUGACUGUUGCAUUUUUGGUGCUGAGAUUUUUGUUAUAGAAAAUUGCAGCAAAGGUGAGUGCUUGUCGAUGGUGAAGAACCCAGCAAACAAUAUGUAUACAUGGAAAAUUCAAAAUUUUUCAGAAUUGGACAAACAAUAUUGUACCGAAUCCGAAAAGUUUGCCAUAGGUGGCAGUAAGUGGAGCAUAGAUGUUCAUCCAAAGGGAGAUUCAAGAGCCAAAGGCAAAAGUUUAUCCAUAUUUUUAAGAUUAAAUGAUGAUGCAACUUUUGAGCAUGGAAGAAAGUUGUAUGCAGAAUUCAUCUUACGAGUACGAAACCAAUUUGAGGGAAAACAUCAUGAAAUGGAAGGUAAGUAUGAGUUCGUAUCGAAGAGAGGAUGGGGUUUUGUAGAUUACAUGUCCCUCAAUGAUCUCAAUGACAAAUCAAAGGGAUUCAUUCAUGAUAAUACUUUGAUCGUCGAAGUAGAAUUUCAAGUCAUGACGGUUCUUAAAGAGUUGUCCUGAAACUAUGCAGAUUCUAGCUUUUUUUGUUGUCUUUCGAAUUAAAUAAUCCUUUGUUUUAGCUACUACUACUUAUUAUGA